AUGGCUGCCUUCUCCAAGCUUCGGCCCUCGGAGAAGCAGAUCGCUCAAUUGACGAAGGCUUACUUGAGACACCAGCCUCUCGUUCAGCGCUCUCUGACAUUUGGGUUCAUCUUCUAUGUCUUGACGACGACAUACCGCGGCCUCGCUGGCCGUUCGUCUCCCCGCAGCAAGAGCAAGUCCAAGGGCACUUCCGAUGCCAAGGAUGGGAAGCCUCAGCGAGUAGCAGUUGACGAGGUGUUCUAUAAGCGACUAGGGGCUAUACUUCGCAUCGUCAUCCCAAGCCUUCGUUCAAAGGAAGCCCUGCUGUUGCUGAUGCACUCCAGUCUUCUGAUAUUCAGAACCGCCAUCUCUCUUUAUGUCGCUGCUCUUGAUGGAAAGAUCGUCGCGUCAUUAGUUCGGGGUCAGACUGUUCAGUUCCUAUUGAACAUCGUUCGGUGGCUACUCGUGGCUAUCCCGGCUACAUGGACCAACAGCUGGCUAAGCUAUGUACAAAAUAAACUUGCCAUAGCCUACCGCACCCGUCUUACCAAAGAAGUCAUCAAACAAUACCUUGGUGAGGGUGGCGAGGGCCCGGAGGGCAAAGUGUAUUAUAAACUGUCGAAUUUGGACGACAGGAUCAAGAACCCGGACCAGAUGAUCACUCACGAUAUUCAACGCUUUUCGACACAUCUAGCUGCUAUUUAUGCUAAUAUUGCCAAACCUAUAUUGGACGUCAUCUUGUACAACUAUCAACUUUCCCAGAACGUUGGCGCAGAAGGUCUCUUCGUCCUCACCAUCUUCAUCCAAUUAUCUUCCGCCCUUCUGAGGGCUGUAACACCAUCCUUCGGCACAUACACUGCCCAGUCCGCUGCACUCGCCGGUUCUCUUCGGCAUACUCACUUCCGACUAUCCGAGUUCUCGGAAGAGGUGGCGUUCUUUGGUGGUGAGGAGGCCGAGAAGCAGCUGCUCGAGAGAGAAUAUGCUGCACUUGUCAAGCAUGAAGAGAACGUGAUGACCAAACGGUGGUGGUACUUCUGUGCAGAAGAGGGCAUCAUCAAAUGGUUGUGGGGAAGCUUUGGUCUCAUGGUGUGCGCGAUACCAGUGUUCUUCAAACUACCAGGCAUAUCAAGCUUCGACCUCGGUAGCCGGACAGAAGGUUUCGUCACAAACCGACGUCUUCUGCUGUCGUCAUCAGAUGCCAUUGGACGAGUAAUGUACUCGUACAAAGACCUUGCUGAACUUGCCGGAUACACCUCUCGUGUUUCUCAGCUGCUUGAUACCAUGGCGGAUGUGAAGAAAGGCAAAUUUGAGAAAGCCCUCGUCAGUGGAGCUAGGGAAGGGGAGAACGGAAGAAUUCUUCGUGGACGGGGCCAAGUUUUCGAGUCGGAGGAGAUCAGCUUCGAAAAUGUGCCUAUCGUGACUCCAAAUGGCGACAUCCUCGUCAAGUCGCUCAGCUUCUACGUCAGGCCUGGGAAACAUCUCCUCAUUGUUGGCCCGAAUGGUGCCGGAAAAUCCUCAUUGUUCCGUAUCCUUGGUGGUCUGUGGCCGGUUUACGGUGGCAUCGUGCGCAAGCCACCAGCGUCAGAAUUUAUCCUCAUUCCUCAGCGGCCCUAUCUUACGGUCGGCACCCUACGAGAUCAAAUCAUCUACCCUCAUUCUGAGAAAGAGAUGAGAUCCCGGGGCGUUACUGACGAAGAGCUGCUUAAAGUUCUGGUCAUGGUACAGAUGGAUCACAUCGUGGAGCGUGAAGGUGGUUGGGAUGUCACGAGGGAAUGGCGAGAUACACUAAGUGGAGGUGAUAAGCAAAAGGUUGCCUGGGCACGGCUAUUCUAUCAUCAGCCGAAAUAUGCUAUACUUGACGAGGCAACUUCGCUGGUACCCCCUGAUAUGGAGGGUCUGAUGAUGGAACAUGCGACAGAAAUGGGGAUUACUCUGCUCACUGUGUCGCAUCGACCGUCAUUGUGGAAAUACCACUCCAUGAUUUUACAGUACGAUGGCCAGGGCGGAUAUGUGUUUACCAAACUGGAUGCGGAGAAACGCCUGGCGCUCCAAGAGGAGAAGCAGGAUCUUGAAGCUAAGCUACUUGAGCUGUAA
Coniophora puteana RWD-64-598 SS2 is the source of this 2073-nucleotide messenger RNA. RefSeq lists its product as uncharacterized. Gene Ontology annotation, biological process: fatty acid beta-oxidation; very long-chain fatty acid catabolic process; long-chain fatty acid import into peroxisome. The coding region runs from base 1 to 2073 and encodes 690 amino acids. The record is from RefSeq and is a predicted model, not a curated record. Gene Ontology annotation, cellular component: peroxisomal membrane. Lineage: Eukaryota; Fungi; Basidiomycota; Agaricomycetes; Boletales; Coniophoraceae. The transcript is spliced from 15 exons. Gene Ontology annotation, molecular function: ATP hydrolysis activity; ATP binding; long-chain fatty acid transmembrane transporter activity.